GUUUUGUUUUUUGGCUCUUAGAGAGCAGGUGAGGUGGGGCUUGGCAGAGUUUUGCUAUGGAUAGGGAAUGGGAGUGAGGAGUGAGGCCCAAACAAGCAGACUUGGGUAGUGAGCUUUCACAGGCAAGGCAGGUCUGAGGAGCCCCCUUCCCCACGUCGUUAGAAGGAAAGAGUGAUUUUACCUGACUGUGGAGGGGGCUUUUCUUCCAUGACUGCUCCUUGAACCCCUUAUUCUGUGCCAGGUCCUUGCUGUGCUGGGGGCUAGGAUUAGGGAGAACAUCUCAGGGGGCUAAGACAGAAAUAGACACUUGGCUAAGAAGUAGGAAGGGCAGGUUGAAGGGGAAAUUCUGUGAGCUGUGUACGAAGGCUUUCUAAGGAGUGGAAAGCAAUGCAACUAGGGCUCCAAAGCUACAAACAUUUAGCUCUGGGCCAGAGGAAGGCAUUGCAGGUGGAGGGGACUGCCGUUUGCAUGCUUGGAACAUGCAAAGCUGGAGCAUAGAGGUUUAGGAGAUAAAGUGGUAGCAGGUCCAAUGCAGUCCAGCUGACGAGGAUGGAAUACGCCAUGAAGUCCCUCAGCCUUCUCAACCCCAAGUCCCUCUCCAGGUAUGUGGCAGUGAGCACCUCGGUGGUCACCCAGCAGCUGCUGUCGGAGCCCAGCCCGGAGCCCCUCAGAGCCCGGCCCUGCAGAGUGAGCACCCAGGACCGGAGUGUGCGGAAGGGCAUCAUGGCGCACAGCCUGGAGGACCUCCUCCACAAGGUCCGGGACACCCUGAUGCUGGCAGACAAGCCCUUCUUCCUGGUGCUGGAGGAAGAUGGCACAGUGGUAGAGACAGAAGAGUAUUUCCAAACCCUGGCAGACGACACAGUGUUCAUGGCCCUCCAGAAGGGGCAGAAAUGGCAGCCCCCAUCAGACCAGGGCUCUAGGUACCAACUCUCCCUCUCCCGUAAGCCUGCCAAGAAGAUCGACGUGGCCCGAGUAACCUUUGACCUGUACAAGUUGAACCCACAGGACUUCAUUGGCUGCCUGAAUGUAAAGGCAACUCUCUACGGCACAUACUCCCUUUCCUACAAUCUUCACUGCUAUGGGGCCAAGCGCGUCAUGAAGGAAGCUCUUCGCUGGGCCCUCUUCAGCAUGCAGGCCACAGGCCACAUGCUGCUCGGCACCUCCUGUUACAUGCAGCAGCUUCUGGACGCCACGGAGGAAGGGCAGCCCCCUAAGGGCAAGGCCCCAUCCCUCCUCCCGACCUGUCUGAAGAUACUGCAAUGAAGGCCCAAGUCCUCGAAGGCCUUCUCCAGCCAAGGACUAGCCUGGGAACCCCAUGCUCAGCUGGUAGCGCCCACAAGCCUGACAGUUAGAGAGCUUCUUACCUCCCUACGUCUCCCUCACCCACACAGGACUAUGAAUGUGGAAGCAGGGGGGAGGGCUGGAAGCCUGGGAUGGGAUGGCCAAAGGAGAGUUGAGGGUUUUUGUCCGGGCCGAGCUCCUCCCUGUCCAAGGUAGCUUAGCUGACCAAGACUGGUCGCCAGCAGGCUAGGCACGAAGUCUGCCCGUCGGCUGCCGGUCCUCACAUGCUGUACUUUCAUCACACUCCCUACCUCCUGGCCCCCAUCCCUAAUACUCCUGAGUGAAUUGUCAGGCCCAUUAGUAUAUGAUAUUAGAGAGUUGGCAAUAAAUGGUUCAUGCUGAUA
Messenger RNA from Myotis lucifugus (little brown bat), 1688 nucleotides. It is a transcript of the gene CIDEC, whose product is annotated as cell death inducing DFFA like effector c. The record is from RefSeq and is a predicted model, not a curated record. The transcript is spliced from 6 exons. Gene Ontology annotation, biological process: regulation of apoptotic process; apoptotic process. The coding region runs from base 550 to 1266 and encodes 238 amino acids. Lineage: Eukaryota; Metazoa; Chordata; Mammalia; Chiroptera; Vespertilionidae.